Molecule: messenger RNA, 5904 nt
Organism: Carassius auratus (goldfish)
Lineage: Eukaryota; Metazoa; Chordata; Actinopteri; Cypriniformes; Cyprinidae
Product: formin-2-like
Exons: 21
Coding region: 1-5214 (1737 amino acids)
Biological process (GO): cortical actin cytoskeleton organization
Cellular component (GO): cytoskeleton; cytoplasm
Molecular function (GO): actin filament binding
Source: RefSeq, a predicted model, not a curated record
AUGGUGUGCGCGGUAGUGAGUGUGAGGACGGUGUUCGCGCGUAGUGAUUGUGAGGGCUGUGUGCGCGGUAGUGAGUGUGAGGGCUGUGUGCGCGGUAUGAGUGUGAGGGCGGUGUGCGCCGGCAGUGAGUGUGAGGACGGUGUGCGCGGUAGUGAGUGUGAGGGCGGUGUGCGCGGCAGUGAGUGUGAGGGCUGUGUGCGCGGUAGUGAGUGUGAGGGCUGUGUGCGCGUUAGUGAGUGUGAGGACGGUGUUCGCGGUAGUGAGUGUGAGGGCGGUGUGCGCGGUAGUGAGUGUGAGGGCGGUGUGCGCGGUAGUGAGUGUGAGGACGGUGUUCGCGGUAGUGAGUGUGAGGGCGGUGUGCGCGGCAGUGAGUGUGAGGACGGUGUUCGCGGUAGUGAGUGUGAGGACCGUGUGCGCGGCAGUGAGUGUGAGGACGGUGUUCGCGGUAGUGAGUGUGAGGACGGUGUGCGCGGUAGUGAGUGUGAGGAUGGUGUGCGCGGUAGUGAGUGUGAGGACGGUGUUCGCGGUAGUGAUUGUGAGGGCUGUGUGCGCGGUAGUGAGUGUGAGGGCUGUGUGCGCGGUAUGAGUGUGAGGGCGGUGUGCGCGGCAGUGAGUGUGAGGGCUGUGUGCGCGGUAGUGAGUGUGAGGGCUGUGUGCGCGUUAGUGAGUGUGAGGACGGUGUUCGCGGUAGUGAGUGUGAGGGCGGUGUGCGCGGUAGUGAGUGUGAGGGCGGUGUGCGCGGUAGUGAGUGUGAGGACGGUGUUCGCGGUAGUGAGUGUGAGGGCGGUGUGCGCGGCAGUGAGUGUGAGGACGGUGUGCGCGGUAGUGAGUGUGAGGGCGGUGUGCGCGGCAGUGAGUGUGAGGGCUGUGUGCGCGGUAGUGAGUGUGAGGGCUGUGUGCGCAGUAGUGAGUGUGAGGGCGGUCUGCGCUGUAGUGAGUGUGAGGGCGGUGUGCGCAGCAGUGAGUGUGAGGACGGUGUGCGCGGUAGUGAGUGUAAGGACGGUGUGCGCGGUAGUGAGUGUGAGGACGGUGUUCGCGGUAGUGAUUGUGAGGACGGUGUGCGCGGUAGUGAGUGUGAGGCCGGUGUUCGCGGUAGUGAUUGUGAGGACGGUGUGCGCGGCAGUGAGUGUGAGGGCUGUGUGCGCGGUAGUGAGUGUGAGGGCGGUGUGCGCGGCAGUGAGUGUGAGGGCGGUCUGCGCUGUAGUGAGUGUGAGGGCGGUGUGCGCGGCAGUGAGUGUGAGGACGGUGUGCGCGGUAGUGAGUGUAAGGACGGUGUGCGCGGUAGUGAGUGUGAGGACGGUGUUCGCGGUAGUGAUUGUGAGGACGGUGUGCGCGGUAGUGAGUGUGAGGACGGUGUGCGCGGUAGUGAGUGUGAGGACGGUGUGCGCGGUAGUGAGUGUGAGGGCUGUGUGCGCGGUAGUGAGUGUGAGGACGGUGUGCGCGGUAGUGAGUGUGAGGGCUGUGUGCGCGGUAGUGAGUGUGAGGGCCGUGUGCACGGUAGUGAGUGUGAGGACGGUGUUCGCGGUAGUGAGUGUGAGGACGGUGUUCGCGGUAGUGAUUGUGAGGACGGUGUGCGCGGUAGUGAGUGUGAGGACGGUGUGCGCGGUAGUGAGUGUGAGGACGGUGUGCGCGGUAGUGAGUGUGAGGACGGUGUGCGCGGUAGUGAGUGUGAGGACGGUGUGCGCGGUAGUGAGUGUGAGGGCUGUGUGCGCGGUAGUGAGUGUGAGGGCCGUGUGCACGGUAGUGAGUGUGAGGACGGUGUUCGCGGUAGUGAGUGUGAGGACGGUGUUCGCGGUAGUGAGUGUGAGGACAGUGUGCGCGGUAGUGAGUGUGAGGACGGUGUGCGCGGUAGUGAGUGUGAGGACGGUGUGCGCGGUAGUGAGUGUGAGGGCCGUGUGCACGGUAGUGAGUGUGAGGACCGUGUGCACGGUAGUGAGUGUGAGGACGGUGUGCGCGGUAGUGAGUGUGAGGGCUGUGUGCGCAGUAGUGAGUGUGAGGGCUGUGUGCGCAGUAGUGAGUGUGAGGGCUGUGUGUGCAGGCCGGACUCUGUUGGAGCGCUUCUCCCAGCAGCAGGACUCUGGAGAGCCGGAGGAGGUGGAGAAGGUGUGUUCCAGGAUCCUGGCCUUGGGCCUCCUGCUGCCCUUCAGCGGCUGCUUCAGAGACCCCGACAGCAGCGGACCGAUCGCGCCCGAGUUUGACACCGGUCAGCUGUACACAUGGGCAGCAGUCAGUCAGCCUCCUCCGUCUCUGGAGGGACACCUGAAGAACCUGUGGCCCCAGAACAGACCCGGAGCCCAGGACCGGCCCCAGCCCAAACACACAGAGGACGCGGUCGAGGAGCAGGAGGAGCAUCAGGCCGUCGUUUCAGACCUUAAAAAACAUCAGGAAGAAGAAAUCCAGCAAAUUGAGGAGGAGUCGGUGAUAAAGACUGUGCAUCUGAAGCAGGAGCACGUCUGCGUGAUCGAGCAGCUGGAGCAGACGAUCGAAGACCUGCGCUGUAAGAUCGCGGAGCUGGAGAAACAGCAGCCUCUGCUGGAGCGGGAGGUGCAGACACAAGACCAGGAGUGUGGAGGAGAGGAGCGUCUCCUCCCAGACGUCUGCCAUGUGGACCUGCAGACAGAAAUCACUGCGCUGCUGCCCCUGGAGGCCAAGUCAGUGCAGACGUCUCCUAUGGACGAGAGCUUUAGGUUUAAACUGCCUCCUGUGGAGGCGCAGGCACCGGGGAGGAGUGACUCCUCACUGCCAUCAGGAACUGAGAAUGCUUCUCAAGUGUUUGUGUGCAUGUGCCAGCAUCUGCCAGGCAUUUCAGUGCCUCCACCACCACCACCACCUCCUCCUCUAUCCGGGAUGUGUUCACCUCCUACUCCACCUCCGCUUCCAGGAAUGAGCACUCUUUCUGCACCACCUCCUCUUCCAGGCAGUUCAUUUCCUCCUCCUUUACCAGGAAUGGGUGCGCCUCCUCCUGCGCCUCCUUUACCAGGAAUGGAUGCGCCUCCUCCUGCGCCUCCUUUACCAGGAAUGGGUGCGCCUCCUCCUGCGCCUCCUUUACCAGGAAUGGAUGCGCCUCCUCCUGCGCCUCCUUUACCAGGAAUGGGUGCGCCUCCUCCUCCACCUCCUUUACCAGGAAUGGAUGCGCCUCCGCCUCCUUUACCAGGAAUGGGUGCGCCUCCUCCUCCACCUCCUUUACCAGGAAUGGAUGCGCCUCUUCCUCUGCCUCCUUUACCAGGAAUGGGUGCGCCUCCUCCUCCGCCUCCUUUACCAGGAAUUGUUGCGCCUCCACCUCCACCUCCUUUACCAGGAAUGGAUGCGCCUCCUCCUCCACCUCCUUUACCAGGAAUGGAUGCGCCUCCUCCUCCGCCUCCUUUACCAGGAAUGGAUGCGCCUCCUCCUCCACCUCCUUUACCAGGAAUGGAUGCGCCUCCUCCUCCACCUCCUUUACCAGGAAUGGAUGCGCCUCCUCCUCCACCUCCUUUACCAGGAAUGGGUGCGCCUCCUCCUCCACCUCCUUUACCAGGAAUUGUUGCGCCUCCACCUCCACCUCCUUUACCAGGAAUGGAUGCGCCUCCUCCUCCACCUCCUUUACCAGGAAUGGAUGCGCCUCCUCCUCCACCUCCUUUACCAGGAAUUGUUGCGCCUCCACCUCCACCUCCACCUCCUUUACCAGGAAUGGAUGCGCCUCCUCCUCCACCUCCUUUACCAGGAAUGGGUGCGCCUCCUCCUCCACCUCCUUUACCAGGAAUUCCGCUUCCUCUCUCAACUGCAGGAUCAGCACCUCCUCCUCCAGGUCCUCCACCCUUGGCUCCUGGUCCUCCUCUGGCCUUCGGUCUGGGUUCUCUGCCUCCUCCGCUCCCGCUGGGUCUGUACACGUUAGGAGCACUGCAGGAGAAACCGCCUCACAAAAGCUUGGUGGAGCCGCCGAGACCCAUGAAACCGCUGUACUGGACCCGGAUACAGCUGCACACCAAAAAGGAAUCUCAUGCUCUCGUGUGGGAGAAGAUCGAAGAGCCACCCGUGGAUUUUGAGGAGUUUGUUGAACUCUUCUCCAAAACUGCAGUGAAAGAGAAGAAGAAGCCCCUUUCGGACACGAUCAGCCGGUCAAAGACCAAGCAGGUGGUGAAGCUGCUGAACACCAAGCGUUCUCAGGCCGUGGGGAUCCUGAUGUCCAGUUUACAUCUCGACAUGAAGGACAUUCAGCACGCGAUCCUGAAUCUGGAUAACACUGUGGUUGAUCUGGAGACGUUACAGGCGCUCUACGAGAACAGAGCCCAGCAUGACGAGCUGGAGAAAAUCGAGAAACAGAUCAAAUCCUCAAAAGACAAAGGGGGAAGCAAAACUCUGGACAAACCUGAACAGUUUCUCCAUCAGCUCUCCCAGAUCCCUGAUUUCUUCGGACGAGUCUUCUGUAUUCUCUUUCAGUCGACCUUCACUGAAUGCAUUUCCUCUGUUCAGCGCAAACUCCAGAUUUUGCAGAGAGUCUGCAAGACUCUUCAGAGCGGCUCUGGGGUGCAGCAGGUUCUCGGUUUAGUUUUGGCUUUUGGGAACUUCAUGAACGGAGGGAAUCGCACCAGAGGACAGGCGGAUGGCUUCACGCUGGACAUUCUGCCCAAACUCAAGGAUGUCAAGAGCAGCGACAACAGUAAGAGUCUGAUGUCAUAUAUUGUGUCUUACUACCUGAGACACUUUGACGAGGACGCGGGCAAGGAGACGUGUGUGUUUCCUCUCCCAGAACCACAUGACCUGUUUCAGGCCUCUCAGAUGAAGUUUGAAGACUUGACUAAAGAUCUGCUGAGACUACGGAAAGAUCUGAGAGCAUGCACUGCGGAGGUGGAGAAGGUGUGCUCGGUAUCGACUGAAGAGCAUCUUCAGCCGUUUAAAGACAGGAUGGAGGUGUUUGUAAGUGAAGCAAAAACAGAGCUGGAAAGUCAAGAGAAGCAACUCAGUGACACCCACAAAAUGUUCCUGGAGCUCUGCGUGUUCUUCUCAGUGAAAGCCAAGAGCGGAGAGAAAGAGGUUUCGCCCAACACCUUCUUCACCGUCUGGCACGAGUUCUCCACAGACUUUAAAGAUGCUUGGAAGAAGGAGAACAAGAUCAUCCUGCAGGAGAGGCUGAAGACGGCGGAGGAGUGUUUCCGACAGGUCAAAGAAAAAGCCACAUACAGCGUCAAACCCAAACACGCAUCUGGAAUCAAAGCAAAGUUGGGCAUGAAGAUCUGAGGCAGAUGUGGACAGACUCUUAUGACAUUUCAUCUGUAAAUCGCUCUCGCAGCAUCUUCAGUGUUACUCUGCCAUCUGCCGUACCACACAGGAAGUGAUCCACCAUCUGAAUGUGAUGUCAUAUCCUGUGUCUUGAUGAAUGAACAUAUCAGACGUUACAUAUGACCGUACAUACUGGAGGACUGAAGCAUUAUAAUCAAAACAAGGUUGUUUUAUUUUUAAGAAAGCAAGAACAUGGAUUUCUGAUGCGUCUUUAUUUUAAACAUCGGCACCGUCACAUGCUUUUAAACCAACACUAGUUAGUGCAGUUAAGAGCUCUAGUCAUCAGCUCGUUUAACAUGUUCAAAACACACUCCAGUCCUACAGGACCUGAAAGAGACACUCCAGUAUGUAGCGUAUGAAUCAGAUCAGACAGCGGCGAAUGUUCAGGAAUCUACUCAGUGCUUUUGUGAAAUUAUGCAAGAUUGUUUUCUGGUUUUGCUGCAUCUACACAUUCACUCGAUGUAUUUAAGAGGAUGUUUUUUUUUGUUGAUUUAAAUAUUAACAUCUUUAUGUAGCAUUGGUUAGUUUUUAGCAUGUGUGUAUCAGAGGUGUGGAUGGACGCUCCAUGUGCAAUAACUGUUUGUAUCUGAACGUUUUGAGAAGAGUGUAAUAUAUGUAAAAUAAAGGGAUUAAUAAAUUCUGACAUUU